CGACGCCCCAUAAAGUUCAAACUCCCCUUAAUCUAAACAUUCCAUCAUCAACCUUUCUCCUCUCCUCAACAAAAUCCGGGGUAAAGCACAUUCACAAAACCUCUCCAACAAUGCCUCCGCCAAAUCCAGACUGGGUCAAGGCCCUCAAGCCCUCCGGCCCCCAGGGUUCAGAGCUUCUGGCCCAAGAGCGCGCCAACUCUGACAUCAACGUUGACCAGCUCUCUACUUUCCUCUUCACAAAAGAAGUCCUUGAGAGAAAUGAUAAGAUUCUCAAGAUUCUCCAGGCUGAUCCUGUUUUUGACAAGGAGCAGAACUACUUCAGGGGUCGAACAGAUAGACUUGAGGCUGCGCUUGCUAGAGCUAAGGCUUUGAGACGGUUAUCUGUCAAGCAUAACUGGAAUGAUGAGGAGCAUCAUGCUGCCAAUGACCUGAUCAGCGAGCCUACGCCUUAUGGUCUUCAUGCCACUAUGUUCUUGAAGACGCUUGAGGAGCAGGGUACACCGGCGCAGCACAAGCUUUUCCUUGAGAGGGCGAGAAACUAUGAGAUCAUUGGAUGCUAUGCUCAGACUGAAUUGGGCCAUGGUUCCAACGUUCGCGGUCUGGAGACUACUGCUACCUGGAACCCUGAGGACAAGACCUUUACUAUUCACUCGCCUCAUCUCACAGCUUCAAAGUGGUGGAUCGGUUCCCUGGGCAAGGCUGCCAACCACGCUGUCGUCGUUGCACAGCUUAUCCUCAACGGCAAGCCCUACGGUCCUCAUCCUUUCGUCGUUCCUAUUCGCGACAUGAAGACCCAUGAGCCUCUUCCUGAUAUCCACGUUGGAGAUAUCGGCCCCAAGUUCGGUUACAACACCAUGGAUAACGGCUUCCUGCUCUUCAACAACGUCAAGAUUCCUCACGUCAACAUGCUGAACCGCUUCUCUGGCGUUGAUCCCGAGACCGGAAAGUACAUCCGUCCUUCGAACCCAGCCCUUAUCUACGGAACCUUGACAUUCAUCCGAUCAUCCAUCGUCUUCCAGUCUGGAUCCGUUCUUGCUCGUGGUGUCACCAUCGCUACACGAUACUGCGCCGUUCGCCGACAGUUCCAGGACCGUGAUGCUGAUGCUAGCGAGACUGGUGAGAACCAGGUCCUCAACUACACAAUGGUUCAGCACCGUCUUCUCCCUCUUCUCGCUUCUUCAUACGCGCUUUUCUUCACUGGUCGCGCUAUGAUCAACCUCUACAACGCCAACCAGAAGCGCAUGGCUCAACGUCGCGAUGCUGGCGACGCCAAGCGCAAGCCUGGUCCUGAGGAGCUCAGCCCCGGCAGUGAUCACCUUGCCGAUCUGCACGCUAUCUCCUGCUCCCUCAAGGCCUUUGCCUCCACCACCGCUGCUGAAGGCCUGGAAGUCUGCCGUCGCGCUUGCGGUGGUCAUGGCUACUCCGCUUUCUCUGGCAUUGGCAGCUGGUACGCUGACUAUCUUCCUACCGUCACAUGGGAGGGUGACAACUAUAUGCUUACCCAGCAAGUCGCCCGAUAUCUCCUCAAGUCUGCCCGCGCUGUUCUCGCAGGCAAGGCUCCUGAUAACGGUAUCUCUCGUAUCUUCAAGGAGUUCAUUCGCCGACAGGACAUCGGUGCUGCUUUCGACGUUCUCGACAGCGAUCAAGACCUCGUUGAUGCUUUCGCAUGGCGUGUCUCUUUCCUGACCUUCGAGGCACUCAAGCACCGAGAUGAGGAGAAGCAAUCCUGGAACAGCCUCCUCAUUGACUUCUGGCGUCUCUCUACCGCGUACGCUCAGUACCAAGUCGUCAAGAACUUCCACGAAGCUCUGCAAGACGAAGCCACCAAGAAGUCCCUUGACCCCAAUACCCUCGCCAUCAUGCACAAGCUCUUUGAGCUCUUCGCUCUGCAUAACCUCCAGAGCUCCGCAUCCGAGUUCUUCACCAGUGCCGCUACAACUGUUCGCCAAAUCCAGCUCGCCCGCACAAAGCGAACUCUCUCACUGCUCGACGAGAUCCGACCUCACGCCGUCAGACUUGUUGAUGCUUGGUCAUUCCCUGAUUGGCAACUUGACAGCGCCCUUGGUCGCUCUGACGGCAAGGUUUACGAGGACUUGUUCCAUCGUGCUUCGGAGGUCAACCCUGUUAACGACAUUGUGUUCGAUCCUUAUCCUGAGUCAGAUGUGCUGUUCCGUAAGAACGGCAGUGGUCCUAAGGCGAAGUUGUAAGAGAGAGCGCUUGAUACCUGUACUCUAAAAUAGUGUCAUAUAGUCUUUUUUAUUGUUAUUUAUAGAUAGAGCAAUAUUAGCCUGCUUAUACUUA
Molecule: messenger RNA, 2301 nt
Organism: Fusarium oxysporum Fo47
Lineage: Eukaryota; Fungi; Ascomycota; Sordariomycetes; Hypocreales; Nectriaceae
Product: acyl-CoA dehydrogenase/oxidase
Exons: 1
Coding region: 111-2207 (698 amino acids)
Biological process (GO): lipid homeostasis; fatty acid beta-oxidation using acyl-CoA oxidase
Cellular component (GO): peroxisome
Molecular function (GO): fatty acid binding; FAD binding; acyl-CoA oxidase activity
Source: RefSeq, a predicted model, not a curated record